GAAAUGUGUAAGUGAGAGAGAAUAGAGAGACCAAAGUCCACUCUGUCCUGUCGCCUGAAGAAACAAGCUGAAUCAUGAAGACUCUGGUUGUCCUGGUUCUCUGCUCCCUGGCUGUCAUCUGUCUGACUUCAGACGCCGGCCCCCAGACUGUGGAUGUCAACCCUGAUCAGGAGGGUUUGUUUGUGGAGCAGGACGAAGCCUCCACUGUGGUGAGACAGAAGAGAGCAGCAGGAUACUUAACCCAGUUCCAACUGGAGAGCCUCAGAGAAGUAUGUGAGGCCAACCUAGCUUGUGAACACAUGAUGGAUGUGAGUGGAAUCAUCGCUGCCUACACUGCCUACUACGGACCAAUCCCCUAUUAGAUACCAGACCACGACUGCUCAGGACUUUGGAUUUCCCUUUGACCAGCAUUAUCACCUUCGAACUCAAACUUUUUUUCUUUGCAGUCGAGCAAAAAAGCAAAAGGUGCCAAAAAGCUUUGAAGUAAAAGUUAUUACACCGAUAAAAAAGCCGAGAAAUGUCAAGAAAUGACGUGAGUGUGUAGAGGAGAGUGGAGAAAAAGGAAAUGUAUCUGCAUGUGAAUGGUUCAUCCUACAUAUUUCACAGAAUUGUGCAUAUAAUUCUGUACUUUUUGUCAGCCUGUAGAAAUGAAUAAAAACAAACAGAACUUUG
This is a messenger RNA of Sphaeramia orbicularis (orbiculate cardinalfish), 672 nucleotides long. RefSeq names its product bone gamma-carboxyglutamate (gla) protein (gene bglap). The transcript has 4 exons. NCBI's taxonomy places the organism in Eukaryota, Metazoa, Chordata, Actinopteri, Kurtiformes, Apogonidae. The record is from RefSeq and is a predicted model, not a curated record. Gene Ontology annotation, cellular component: extracellular region. The coding region runs from base 75 to 362 and encodes 95 amino acids. Gene Ontology annotation, molecular function: structural constituent of bone; hydroxyapatite binding; calcium ion binding. Gene Ontology annotation, biological process: regulation of cellular response to insulin stimulus; bone development; osteoblast differentiation.